AUGGAACAUCAACGUGACAGAGCCUCUAGCUCCAUUAAUUGUCCACCUUUGUUUGAUGGAGACGAUUACUCACAAUGGAAGAUUAUGAUGAGGGCGUUUCUCUACUCUCAAGAUGAAAAUAUGUGGAAUAUAGUGGAGAUUGGUUGGGAACAUCCAACCAAGGUAGAAGACUCCAAGAAAGAAGAAGUGAGUUCUGCAAGAAUUCCUAAGCCUAGAAAGGAAUGGACAAAGGAGGAGGUUUGUGACAGAAAUUGUGAUUUCAAGGCACGAAAUUCAUUAUUCACAGCUCUGUCCAAGAAGGAGAGAAUGAGAAUCAGCCACUGUGACACUGCCAAACAAGCAUGGGAUCUUCUCCAAGUCACCUAUGAAGGUAAUAAAAAGGUUAGAGGGCAGAAACUUCAACAACUAGUUUUGGAAUUUGAGAAUAUGUCAAUGGCUGAAGAUGAAUCAAUCGACGACUUUCAUGCUCGGCUUCUCAAUGUAACUAGUCAAUGUCGAAGCUUGGAUGAUCCAGUUGAGGAGCACCGAAUUGUCAAGAAGUUUCUUAGAUCUCUUCCUCCAAAAUUCCAGGCCAAACAGAUUGCCAUUGAGGAGGCUCAGGAUCUAGAUAUCUACUCUCUUGAUGAACUUGUGGGAAAUCUCAAAACUUUUGAGAUGAGAUUCAAACCGGAUAAAAAGGUAAAAGAUGUUGCUUUCUCUUCCGUUAAAAAUAAAGAUGAUGUUAUCAAUAAUUCUGUGGAUUUAGCUUUAUUAACAAAAGAGUUCAAAGAUUUUCUGAAAUAUAAAAACUCUUCUGGAAAUAAUUCAAGAAACUUUUCUGACUCAAAAAGAGGUCAAAUAUUUGAUAAUCGUUUUGACAAAAAUUCAAAAUUUGCUCAAAAGAAAAGUUUUCCUGACAAACCUAAAUGUUAUGAAUGUGGUGGAAUUGGACAUAUUCCUGCUAACUGUGGUAACAGGAUAUGUAAUUCACGUGGUGACAAAGCUUUAAAAUUCACAUGGAGUGAUAGUGAUGAAGGAUCUCAAUCGGAUUCUGAAGAGGUAAAUCUUGCUCUUACUUCUUCCCUUAAUAUUGAUUUAUCUGAUGAUUCUGAUUUAGAUGAUGAUGCUCUUGAUGAAGAAACUAAUGAAAAGUGUAAGCAAUUGUAUAAUGCUUCAAAGUUCUUCAAAAAAAUUACAAACUUGAAGAAGAAGUAA
Molecule: messenger RNA, 1194 nt
Organism: Rosa rugosa (rugosa rose)
Lineage: Eukaryota; Viridiplantae; Streptophyta; Magnoliopsida; Rosales; Rosaceae
Exons: 1
Coding region: 1-1194 (397 amino acids)
Molecular function (GO): nucleic acid binding; zinc ion binding
Source: RefSeq, a predicted model, not a curated record